ACACACACAGACAUGUACAUACACACAGAAACAUGUACACACACGCACAGAAACACAUGUACACACACAUACAGACACAUGUAUACACACACAGGCAUGUUCAGACACGCAUACACACAGAUACAUGUACAUACACAGAAAUACACACGCACAGACACAUGUACACAUGUACAUACAUACAUAGACACAUGUACACACAGACACAUGUACGUACAUACAGACAAACACACAUGUACAGAUACACACAUGUACAUACACACAGACACAUGUACAUGCAUACACAGACACACACAAACACACACACAUGUACACACACACACCUAUAAAAAGUUGCAGUACUUCAUUGUUCACUCACAGAGCCAGGUACUGCACUCUAGGGGGGAGGCAGAGAGCACAGCACACACUCCUUGCUUUGCUUUCACUGCGCUCAGCUAUUGAGCAGUCAGACGGCUCCCAGUGCCAAUGACAGAUCCGGCCUAAU
Messenger RNA from Staurois parvus, 481 nucleotides. The record is from the annotation of a GenBank genome assembly. NCBI's taxonomy places the organism in Eukaryota, Metazoa, Chordata, Amphibia, Anura, Ranidae.